ACCGGCUGUGGCUCUGCACUAAGCCCCUUCCCCGCGGGCUUUGGAGCCCUAUGCCCCCUCCGGCGAGCCCGGGGGCCCGGCUGGGGGCGGCUCGCGGUAGCUUCCGGGAUGCUGCUGGUUCUGCUGCUUGCUGCCUGUUGGGGGCGGGGGAUGCUGGCUGGCAGCCCCCCAGGCCCGGCGGUGCACAGCCUGCGAGGGAGCUGGUGGCUGGGCAGCGGGAACGGCUCGGUGGUGCUGAGAGGGGAUGUGCCCGGCUGCGUUCACACGGCCUUACUCCGCCAGGGCCUCAUCCAGGAUCCUUACUAUAGGUUUAAUGACCUGACCUACAGAUGGAUCUCCUUGGAUAACUGGACUUACAGCAGGACAUUCAAAACCCCUUUUGAUGUCAGGAAAUGGCAGAAAGUGAAUUUGGUUUUCGAGGGAGUAGAUACAGUAGCGCAAAUCCUGAUCAAUAAUGUCACUGUUGGGAGAACGGACAACAUGUUCAACAGAUAUAGCUUUGAUAUUACCAGUGUAAUCAAGGAGGUCAAUUUUAUUGAGGUCCGUUUCUUAUCAGCCAUUUCAUAUGCAGCAAAGCAGAGCAGAUCUCACAGAGCAUACAGUGUGCCUCCACAGUGCCCUCCACCUGUGCAGAAAGGGGAGUGCCAUGUUAAUUUCAUCAGAAAGGAACAAUGUUCAUUCAGUUGGGACUGGGGUCCCUCUUUUCCCAGUCAAGGAAUUUGGAAAGAUGUUAGAAUUGAAGCCUAUAACUUUUGUCACCUGAUCUACUUCACUUUGACCCCCAGCUAUGUGAAGAGUGCUCAGCAGUGGAGUCUUGAAAUAGAGUCUGUUUUUGAUGUAGUCAGCUCAAAGCCAGUUGUUGGUCUCGUGACAGUGAACAUUCCUAAGUUGCAAACACAGCAAACAUAUACUACAGAACUUCCUCCUGGAGAAGCCAGAAUUGUGCUGCUUGUAAACAUCAGUAAGAGUACUACAGUGCAGACUUGGUGGCCUAGUGGCCACGGAAACCAAACUGGAUAUGACAUGACAACAACUUUCAACAUGGGGGCAGGAUACAAGAUUGAGAAAUUUUCAAAGGCUUAUUUUCGAACAGUGGAACUGGUUGAGGAGCCUAUACCUGGUUCACCAGGCCUGAGUUUCUACUUCAGGAUCAACGGACUCCCCAUCUUCAUUAAGGGAUCCAACUGGAUUCCAGCAGAUUCUUUCCAGGACAGAGUUUCCUCUGAUAUGUUAAAGCUCAUCUUGCAGUCCACAGUUGAUGCUAACAUGAAUGCGCUUCGUGUAUGGGGAGGAGGAGUAUAUGAGCAAGAUGAAUUCUAUGAUAUCUGCAAUGAACUAGGAAUAAUGAUUUGGCAGGAUUUUAUGUUUGCAUGUGCCCUUUACCCAACUGACCAGAACUACUUAGAAUCAGUAAGAGCAGAGGUUACUCAUCAGGUGAAGAGAUUAAAAUCUCACCCAUGCAUCACUUUAUGGAGCGGAAACAAUGAAAAUGAGGCAGCUAUUGCAGGCGACUGGUUCUCUAUACCACAAGAUAAGAUGAAAGUUUAUAUCCUAGAUUAUGUGAAACUUUAUGUGAAGAACAUCCAAGAAAUUGUUAUUGCUGAGGAUAAGAGUCGUCCUUAUAUUACAUCCAGUCCCACAAAUGGCAAGGAGUCUGUUAAAGAAAGAUGGCUCUCCCAAAAUCCUUAUGACACCCAUUAUGGUGACACUCACUUUUAUGACUAUCUCAGUGACUGCUGGAACUGGACAGUGUAUCCUAAAACUCGGUUUGCCUCGGAGUAUGGAUUUCAGUCCUGGCCUUCCUUCAGUACAUUGGAAAAGGUCUCCUCUACAGAGGACUGGUCUUAUACAAGCAAUUUCUCCCUCCAUCGACAGCACCAUGCAGCUGGUAACAACCAAAUGCUUCAUCAGGCUGGACUUCACUUCAAGCUGCCCCAGAACACAGAUCCCCUAAAACUGUUCAAAGAUACAAUUUACCUCACUCAGGUUAUGCAAGCCCAGUGUAUAAAGGCAGAAACAGAGUUCUAUCGACGUAGUCAAAGUGAGAUAAUCAAUGGAGAGGGACAUACAAUGGGAUCACUCUACUGGCAGCUCAAUGACAUCUGGCAGGCUCCUUCAUGGGCUUCUCUAGAGUAUGGGGGCAAGUGGAAAAUGCUCCAUUACUUUGCCCAGCAUUUCUUUGCCCCACUGUUGCCUGUGGGAUAUGAAGAUGACGGCGUGCUGUACAUCUAUGGUGUGUCGGAUCUUCAUUCAGACUGUGAGUUGACGCUCCAAGUCACUUUGCACCGGUGGAGUUCUAUGGAGCCAGUGUGCACUCUUGCUAAAGAGGGUGUAACCCUUAAGGCAGGGAGUGCUGCCCCAAUUUACAAAGAGCCUAUAAAUGACCUGUUGAAAAGAUGUGGGAACUGUACCAGGCAAAGCUGUGUUGUCACCUUUUACCUUAUGGGAAAAGGCGAGCUCCAUGGUCCUGGCAACUAUCACUUCCUAUCUUCGCUGAAGGAUGCGGUGGGAUUGGAGAAAGCACAGCUCAGUGCCACUAUUUCUCAGCAAGGUGACCUGUAUGCUUUUGUUCUGCAGACCACAGCAGUCACUCCUUUUGUUUGGCUGGAUGUAGGGAAUAUACAAGGGAGGUUUAAUGACAACGGCUUUCUCAUGACUGAAAAGAGAAAAGUUGUGGUAUUUUAUCCGUGGGAGCCCGUCAGCAUUGAGGAACUUGAAAAAUCACUCAGCUUGACUUCACUGAUGGACAUUUACUGAGGAAAUCUCAUGUCCUCUGUAGGAAAUGCUUCCUGUAGUGGUAGCAGAAUAGAAACUGGAAAACUUCAAAGGAGUAUAACUAGGGCUCCGUGUUUGUCACAGAGGUUGCGGAAGUCACGGAUUCGAUGACUUUCCGUGACCUCCAUGACUUCUGUGGUGGCCAGUGUGGCUGACCCCAGGGCUGCCCAAGCAGCUGGCUCCAGGGUCAGCUGCUCAAGUGACCCCAGGGACAACAACACUGGCCACUGCUGGAGCAGUACCUUACCCAGCCUCUUGGGCCUGCAGCGGCCCCCUGCGGGUGCCCCCCCAGCAGUAACAUGCUCUCCCUGCCCCAAGAUUUAGCAGUAUAGUAAAAGUCAUGGACAGGUGACAGCUGUGAAUUUUUGUUUAUUGCCCAUGACCUGUCCAUGACUUUUAUUAAAAAUACCCGUGACUAAAUCUUAGCCUUAAGUAUAACCAAAGAUUAAGAGAUAUAGCAGAUAAACUGACCACAGAAUGUGUAGCUUAUGCUGUCAUUUGUACAUUCCUAGCUCUUGGCUUGAUGAAAAGAUGUCAACAGCAAAAUUCACAUACAAUAUAUAUCAUAUGUCGAGGGUGGUGCUACUUUCUCAGGUAACUGAAAAUUUAUAUACCAAGGGGUUCUGGUGCAGCAUGGUAACCAGGAAGUGAAGCAAGUAGGAUCUGUGAUAGUUUUAGAGCCCAGAAUAUCUCUCUAGCCUUAAUUUUUCACAUUUGUGUUUGUAUCCUCUGGCUCUCAGGACAGGGCGAUACAUUUCAAAUUAAUGUCUCCUGGGUUUGUCACAAGCCCCAAGUAAGAACCAGCACAACCCUGCUGCUCUGGGAGCAGAUCAGGGACCAGACAGUGACUCAAGAGUCCCAGUUAGUCCCUGGGUCUCCUUUGAUCUAAUGGAGAAGUUGCCUGUGCGAUCCCUUUUCUCAGUGCAGACCGCUACUUGUUCCCUAUCAAUACACCUGUGCCAGACAGUGUGUCUCUACCGAUAUACCUGUGCCUGACCCCAGGGAGACUUCUUUCCUCUCCAUGCGGUGACCUACAGCAUGGGAGUUAGGGAGAAGAGGAGAUUGUUGACAAAGCCACAAAAAAUAUAAAAUGAGGAUGAGAUGAGACUGUGACAGCAACUGAACAGAAUAUUUUUUUAUUUUUAUGACAGAAUUUGUCAUUUGAAAAAAUUCAGCUACUUCUAGUACCCUUGGCCAUAGCAAAGCAGUCCUUCAUCUCCCCAAGGAAUCUAAAUAUGGUUUUAUGUGACGUUCCUAAGGUUUUUCACUAUUCCGUUCUUCAUACACAAUUUUGUACCUUUACCCUGCCCCACUCAAACACGCCCCACAAGUUCAGAAUGCAGCACUGCAGCGCCCUCUGGUGUUUAUCAUAGACUUGAAGGAACACCCCUGCCUGACUCCAGAAUGUCACACUAGUGAGCAAUGCACUUUGCUGCAGAGUGCUGAGUUAACAAGGGCACCUAAACUUUCUGAGACGUCUUUUAAAUCAAAGGAGCCUUUUGUGAAGAGUUGGAAUGGAGAGAGGAUCUUUGCCGUGCUCUGUGAAUCUGGAGGGCGUUUGUUUUAUGUGUGUGUAUUUUACAAAAGAGCUCGUUGUAUGUUCCUACAGUAUUCAGGGGAAACAAGUAAUAUUGCAAAUUGAAAUGAUCUGAAAAGUAUAUUUUAGUGUUUUUAAAAGUUUAAAAUAAUCCUUCUAAUGAAUGUUGUUUUCAGUCCAGACCUGUAAUUCAUUUAAAAAUAAAUGCCAUUUGGUUAAGGAUGCAUUAA
Messenger RNA from Gopherus flavomarginatus (Mexican gopher tortoise), 4542 nucleotides. It is a transcript of the gene MANBA, whose product is annotated as mannosidase beta. Lineage: Eukaryota; Metazoa; Chordata; Testudines; Testudinidae. The record is from RefSeq and is a predicted model, not a curated record. Gene Ontology annotation, molecular function: beta-mannosidase activity. Bases 109 to 2757 code for a protein of 882 amino acids. The transcript is spliced from 17 exons. Gene Ontology annotation, biological process: carbohydrate metabolic process; glycoprotein catabolic process.